Messenger RNA from Neogale vison (American mink), 1166 nucleotides. It is a transcript of the gene DIRAS3, whose product is annotated as DIRAS family GTPase 3. Lineage: Eukaryota; Metazoa; Chordata; Mammalia; Carnivora; Mustelidae. Gene Ontology annotation, molecular function: GTPase activity; GTP binding. Bases 151 to 828 code for a protein of 225 amino acids. The transcript has 2 exons. The record is from RefSeq and is a predicted model, not a curated record.
CCGCACGCUCAGUUGCCACCAUCGCUAAGGCUGACUCAGGGAGCAGUGAAUUUGCCCGCUAGCGCACUUGUUCCUGCCUUGGAGAAAGAAUCUUUUGUUCCUGGUUAAGUGACAAUAACUUGCACGCUCCUCUCCCCGCCAAUUCCUGUAAUGGGCAAUAAUUGCUUUGGCUUUAAGAAAUGGCCAAUUCGGCGUCUGCGGCCUCUGCCCACCCUGAUUAUCAUCCCUGCCCUCAUGCCCCAGAACAAGAACAAAGACUGCUUCGUUGUGCUUGGCACCGCUGGCGUGGGCAAGAGCGUGUCCGUGCGGAGGUGGGUGCGUGUCAACUUUGGCGAUGCGUACCUGCCAACCAUCGCAGAUACCGACCGCCAUGUGCUGAGCUCCAACCACGGCGUCGGGGCGCUGUACAGCACCGAAGCCACCGGCAGCCCCCACUACCCGGGUCUGCAGCGCCUCGCCGUUGCUAGGGGCCCUGCUGUCUUCCUGGUUUACUCCGCCACCAAGAAGCAAACCGUGGAGGAGCUGAAGCCUUUCUAUAAGGUGAUCUACAAAGUCAAAGACAACACCUUGCAUAAAUACCCUAUCGUUUUGGUGGACACCAAAUGCCAAGAAAGCCGCUGGGAGUCUGCAGUAAGUGCUGCCUGCGCGUUGGAGUGGAAUUGUGCCUUCUUGGAGACCUCCGCUGAGAUGGAUAUCAGUGUGCAGGAGAUAUUUCACACGCUGCCAAACCAGGAGAAGACGCCUGCCGCCUGCCUUCACCAUCCCCAGAAGAAAUCCCUGAUGCCAGAGACCGCGGAGAAGCUGCUUAACAAGUGCACCGUCAUGUAAGCCCCGGCGUCCUAGGAUUGCGAACUUCUUCCCUUACAGUGUGCAGAAAACAUGGAGCGGUCCCAGUGUAAUGUGUUACGUGUGUGUGAACUUCUGUGCUGUGGUCUGGGUAACAACUAGGUGCCAAGGAGGACAGGAAAAAAAAAGGAGCGCUAUGCAUUUGAAGAUUACUUGUAUAGACGUUAGAGAUUAAUAUUUGAAAUAGAGAAUGAAAUGCUUGAAAGGAAUUGAAAGAGGCCACUGCUCUUCUCGGAGCUGUAAUUAUCGUGUGUUAUUUUAAAAACAUUUCAAGUCCUAAAAAUUGCCAUUGUGUAUUUAAUUGUUAAAAAAUGUGUUUU